AUGGCUCCUAUUAACGCUCAAGUUUCUGAGGCGAACGGAAAGACACCACAGGAUGUGGUGAUCAUCGGCUCGGGCCCUGCCGGCCACACUGCCGCCAUUUAUUUGGCUCGAGCUAAUUUAAGCCCUGUCAUGUACGAGGGCUUUUUGGCAAAUGGCGUAGCUGCUGGCGGUCAACUCACUACCACGACAGAUAUUGAGAACUUCCCUGGCUUCCCUGAUGGGAUUGGUGGUUCAGAAAUCAUGGAUAAAUUCCGUGCGCAGUCUGUGCGCUUUGGAACUACCAUUCAUACCGAGACAAUUUCGAAGGUGGACUUCUCUAGUCGACCAUUUAAGCUCUGGCGUGAAGGGCAUGAAGACGAAGAGCCCGAGCUUGCUAAAACUGUGAUUAUCGCAACUGGUGCCUCGGCACGCCGAAUGCACCUACCAGGCGAAGAAACUUAUUGGCAAAGCGGUAUCAGCGCUUGUGCUGUAUGCGAUGGUGCAGUUCCUAUCUUCCGGAAUAAGCCUCUUGCCGUGGUUGGUGGCGGUGACUCCGCUGCAGAGGAAGCCACCUACUUGACCAAGUACGCCAGCCAUGUGUUUGUUCUUGUUCGUCGGGACGAGCUGCGAGCCAGCUUCAUUAUGGCCAAGCGUCUUCUUUCGCACCCUAAGGUCACUGUUCUGUUCAAUACCAUUGUGACAGAGGCUAAGGGUGAUGGGGAGCUACUUACGGCCAUUCGCACGAAAGACACUAAGACAGGCGAGGAGAAAGAUCUCCAGGUGAAUGGCCUCUUCUAUGCUAUUGGUCAUAUUCCUGCUACUUCUAUCUUCCAAGGUCAGAUGGACCUGGACAGCGAUGGUUAUAUCCUCACGAAGCCGGGCACUUCAUUGUCCUCUGUCCAUGGCGUCUUUGCGGCUGGUGAUGUGCAGGACAAGAAGUACCGCCAAGCUGUUACAUCAGCAGGCAGCGGAUGCAUUGCUGCAUUGGAUGCUGAGCGCCUCCUCGCCGAAGAAGAGUCUACCUCACAUUAA
This is a messenger RNA of Malassezia sympodialis ATCC 42132, 1011 nucleotides long. It is a transcript of the gene TRR1, whose product is annotated as thioredoxin-disulfide reductase. Gene Ontology annotation, molecular function: thioredoxin-disulfide reductase (NADPH) activity. The record is from RefSeq and is a predicted model, not a curated record. NCBI's taxonomy places the organism in Eukaryota, Fungi, Basidiomycota, Malasseziomycetes, Malasseziales, Malasseziaceae. Gene Ontology annotation, biological process: removal of superoxide radicals. Gene Ontology annotation, cellular component: cytoplasm.